AUGAAAAGAAUGACUUGGAGUGUCAAGGAAAAUGAGUCAAGGCAUUAGUAGUUUGGUGGGGGUGGGGGGAGAAUAAAAGCAACUGUGUGGAGGGUGGUAAGUAUGUUUUGAAGGAUGUUAAAGGGGCUCUGUCAACUUGGAUUUUUUUUUUUUUUUUUUGUCUACCUAAUUUUAAAAGUCAGGUUUCUGAUACAGCACACUUUAAACGGCUUAUUUAGUUUCUUUAAAAUAAAUUGCCGUACUUGCUUCAUCUGCAUCCCUGCAGAUCUGCAUCACUUACAACCAUCUUUGUUACAUUGGUAUUAAGGUUGCUGCCAUACAACCGUGUUACCUCUGUUCCCCUAAAAACCAACCCAGGGUCCCACUUGUAUUAGUUUUAUUACGAUGCCACUGUUGGGUCACAUAGAAAAGAGAUGGAGCUUAUUCAUAUACGCACACAUUCACUGCAUUCAUACUGCUAUGCUAACAAUCACUGAAGUUACAAAGUCUGCAAAAAGGUUGCAGAACUUAAUGAUACAAGUUACAGAUCUUACAAUUGCAUUUGAGCAGAGGCUUUACAUAACAUUUCCCGCCCCUUGGUCACCCCAAAUUGUGGUGACCAUCCAAAGGGGGACGGCGUGCCUCCGCUCAUCCAUGCCAGUGCUUCAACUGCCGGAACAAUUCCAGAUUUUUAUUACACAUAGCAUGUCCACAGUAACAGAAAUACAUAUCAAAAUAUUGAUCGGAGGAUGUAACAAUGAGUGUCAAACAGCCCUUCUCAUGUACAACAUUUAGAUGAAAAUCAGAACAUUUGGUGGGAAAGCUUUUGGACGGAGGUGGCCACCAUGGGGAUAGGUAUGUGACUGACAAUUUGGCAGGAGACAGAGGGAUAAGGAGAGGGAGGGUUCUAGUUGGAGUUAAAGAGGGCUUGUGAGAAUGAUUUGUUGCUGUUCCCUGCCUAAUGCGGUAUCUUCCCUUUUCCCAAACACCGUAAUGCUAGCAAUGAGACAAGUGCUACAAGACAAACAAGAAACACACAACAUGAGACAACAUAGAAGUUUUGUCGUGACAGUGCACCAUGCAUCACAAUGUUACAUCAUCUAGUAUUUCUCUUAGGAAUGUCACUGGUAACCAAAGAAAUAUUUGCAUUUACAAGCUGCUAUUCCGAUGGCCAAAUUGCCAGGUAUUAUUUUUGUAACCUCACCGAGGUUCCACCUGUGCCCAAUAAUACAGUUAUACUCUGGCUAAAUUUCAACAAAAUCAGGCAAGUGAAUGCAUCCUCCUUCCCUCUGCUGGAACAGUUGCAGAUUUUGGAAAUUGGAACCCAGCUUGUUUCUUCUGUUACCAUAGGGAAAGCAGCUUUUAGGAACCUGCCAAACCUUCGAAACUUAGAUUUAGGAGACAAUAAGAUACUUCAUCUCGAUCCUGAUGCUUUUGUGAAGUUGUCAAAUGUACAAAUACUCCGGCUAUAUCACAACAGUCUUGAGGAGUCCAUUCUGGAAGAAGACUAUCUUCGAGAUAUGAUCUCCUUAGAAUAUUUGGAUCUUUCUGGAAACAAGAUCAAAAGCCUUCGCCCUCAUCGCUUAUUUUACCGUCUAAAAUCCUUGCAAAUUGUGGACCUGAAAAACAACCGGAUACCCAUCUUAUGUGAAGGAAACCUUGAUAGCUUCCAGGGAAAAUUCUUCACGUUGUUUAUUCUCAGUUUAAAUAAAUUAUACUACCCAAUUUCUAUGGACUGGGCCAAGUGUGGAAAUCCUUUCAAAAACAUAGCCCUGGACACCCUGGAUCUUGGUGGCAAUGGCUGGGGUGUAGAUAUAAUCCAACACUUCUGCACAGCUGUGAAUGGGACUUCAAUUGUUUUUUUGAAGCUUAGCCAUCACAUAAUGGGUCCAGGAUUUGGCUUUAAGAACUUAAAAGAUCCAGACCAAGAUACAUUUGCAGGGCUAGCAAGAAGUGGCGUUCGCUUACUGGAUAUUUCACAUGGUUUUAUUUUCUCUCUCAAUCCCUAUGUAUUUCAGAGCCUUGGUGAUCUGGAAUUGCUGAACCUUCACAACAACAAGAUAAAUCAGAUCCAAAAACAAGCAUUUUUUGGUCUGGGAAACCUAGGAACUCUCAACCUGUCAUAUAACAUUCUGGGGGAGCUCUACGAUUAUACUUUUGAGGGGCUUCAGAAUGUGAUGCAUAUUGAUUUGCAACAAAAUCAUAUUGGAGUAAUUGCUGGGAAUUCGUUCAGAGAUUUAAGAAGGUUAAAGUUGGUGGAUCUCCGGGACAAUGCCAUUAAAACUCUCCCUUCUUUCCCAGCCAUGAUCACUCUUCAUUUAAGUGACAAUAAGCUAUUAUCUGUAAGAAACCAGAGUAUAAAUGCAACAAUCCUUGUCUUGGAAAGAAACAGACUGGACAAUCUGGGUGAUCUUUAUAUUCUUUUACAAGUUCCAGAUGUGAAGUAUAUCUUGUUAAGACAAAAUCGUUUAUCUUAUUGUGUUAAAAGUGUUGAUGUUAUAGAAAAUAACCAGUUAGUCUACUUGGAUCUAGGAGAAAACAUGUUAAAGCUUGUGUGGGACAGAGGUUUAUGUUUGGAUGUGUUCAGGGCACUUUCCAAACUAGAGGUGCUCCACCUGAAUAACAACUACCUUACUACCCUUCCACAGGAUAUUUUUAGUGGUCUAACAUCAUUAAACAGACUUAACCUAGCCUCCAACCUGUUGUCUUAUCUUUCUCCUGGUGUUUUCCCUGAGAGCCUAAAGACACUUAAUAUGUCUGAAAACCAACUUCUUUCACCUGCCCUUGAGCUCUUCAUGACUUUGAGUAUCCUGGAUAUAACAAAUAACAGGUUUUUCUGUGAUUGCAGUUUAAACACCUGGACAGCACGGUUAAAUCAAACCAAUGUGACCUUAGCUGGCUCAGAAAAUGACACAUACUGUAUACUCCCACCUUUUUUAACAAGGGUUCCACUCUCUUCAGUGGCACUUGAUGGCUGUAAUGAAGACGAACUCCAGAAGCCUCUACAGUUCUCACUGUUCAUCUUCACUUCAGUCACUCUGAUAAUGUUCCUAACAGCAGUCAUCAUUUUUAGUCACUUUCGGGGGACUUGUUUUGUCUGGUAUAAGACCAUCAAAGGUGCUAUGCUAAAAGAACGUAAGCAAGCAAUAGAUACAAGUGCAUAUCAAUAUGAUGCAUAUUUAUGCUACAGCAACAGAGACUUUGAGUGGGUCCAAAAUUCAUUGAUAAAGCACCUGGACUCUCAGUACUCUGAGAAAAACAGAUUUACUUUGUGCUUUGAAGAGAGAGAUUUCCUGCCUGGGGAGGAACAGAUCACCAACAUCCGUGAUGCCAUUUGGAAUAGCAGGAAGACCAUUUGCAUUGUGACAAGGCAGUUCCUCAAGGAUGGGUGGUGCGUGGAAGCCUUUAAUUUUGCCCAGAGCAGAUUCUUUUGUGACCUGCAAGAUGUCCUCAUUAUGGUUGUGGUUGGGUCACUUUCUCAGUAUCAGUUGAUGAAAUACAAACCGAUUAGAGUCUUUGUGCAAAGGAGUCAGUACAUGCAGUGGCCUGAAGACCAUCAAGAUGUAGACUGGUUUUUAAAUAACCUUUCUCACCAAAUUCUGAAAGAAAAAAAAGUGAAAAAGAAAUCCAGUGUUAUAGAAAUGCAAACUGUAAGGACAAUCUCGUAGUUGGGAGGGUUGUUCAUGGUUCAUAUUAUUAGUGCUAUAAAACAGAUUUUUGUAGUUACAUUUUUGCUUGUGGCUUGACAGUUACUUAAAUAUUCUAAAUCCAUUUCCACCUGUGGCAUGGCAAGAAAGAAGUAUGGGCCAUGCUUCAGCUUUCCCUGACAAAUGGAUAGAAUAUAAGUUCCUUGGUUUAACUUUUAAUAAAUAUGGCGUCAGCUUUAAAGUCACCAGCAAAUGGAAUUAACAAAAUUCAAUUACUCUAGGAACUAUGGCCCAUAUUUUCAAAAGAAGUCACCAAGUAUGGGUGUCUCAAAUUUUGGGGUGUUCAGAUUAGGACACCAUGGGUCUGAUUUUCAGAGAUGCUGAGUGCUCACAGGUCCCCACGACAAUGGAAGGAGUGGGUACUCAGCAAUUACAAAAACCAGGUGCAUGUUAUUGCAAGUUAGGCACCAAAUUUAUAGGAUUCUUGAAAAUUUGGGUCCAUGUGCUGAAAGCCCCUACUAACCAAACUGAAUGGGCACAUUAACUGAUGGCAGUGCCACAUUAAGGUCUUGCAAUGUCUAGUCCUACCAUUCACCACCAGGUCCCCUACUAAGAGAAUGUUUUAGUGGUCAUCAUCCUUGCUUGUGAUGUUGCAUGAUCAAGAUGGUGUAGGUGUGGGUGUUGGGGAAGUCAUGUACAUGUCGCUCACAUACACCCACACACCCACUAUUGGGUACCAUUUUUCACAGAACAUCAUCAUUUUGUAAAGCCACACCACAUAGUAUUCUUCUUUUUUUUUU
Chrysemys picta bellii (western painted turtle) is the source of this 4426-nucleotide messenger RNA. The record is from RefSeq and is a predicted model, not a curated record. NCBI's taxonomy places the organism in Eukaryota, Metazoa, Chordata, Testudines, Emydidae.